GGCGGAAAACACCAAAGCUUGACGUGUGUUGACGUCACGACAAGGGACAUGUUAAUAAUUUACUAAUGUAGGCUUUUGUUUGUGCCGGGUUGUUAAAUAAAACAGUGGAGCAGCAAAAGAAGACAACGCAAGGACUUUUGGCCCAUCGUCACUUCCGCUUCUCAUUGAUUCAACUAACGGCGAGUUCACGUCGGUCACAUUGUGGCGAUUGAGUGAAUUUUAAAGACAUGGUUCACAAGAAAGAGCCUGAAUCAGAGCCUCGGCUUUAUGGCUUUACCAGAACAGCGUCUGUUGUGUUGACCCACCUCAUCUGCUUUGGCUUCGCUGUCUUCAUCUCAGUUCUCUCUCAACCUGGUACAAGUUGGUUUUCUUGGCAUCCUUUCUUGAUGACCCUAGCUUUUUCCUUCUUCAUGACAGAAGCUAUACUCCUCUUCUCACCUGAGGGCUCUCCUAUCAAAAGUUUUUCACACAAAACCAAAGGUGGUGUUCACCGGCUCCUGCAGGGCCUCUGUGCUUCUUGUGCAGUCCUGGGCUUUGCUGCCAUCUUUUAUAACAAACACCUGAGUGGUAAACCCCACUUCACCUCGUGGCACGGUCUGUUGGGCCUGCUGACAGUGUGUGUGGUCAUUGCGCAGUCCUUGGCAGCGAUGCCUCUCAGUUAUCCUUCUCUAGCCAAAGGCUGGUCCCUCGCCAAACUCAAGCGCUACCACGCGGCGUCUGGACUCAUCACCUACCUGCUUGGCAGUGCCAGCAUGCUCCUGGGCCUCUGCUCUGUGUGGUUCGCUGGAGCUGUCAGAGAAUACACCUGGUACCUGUCAGCACUCUGCCUGGUGCUCAGUGCCUUGGUCAUAAUGAACCAAGUCUCCAGAUCUUACAUGGCUAAAAAACGGUUCCAGUCCUGAUGAGGAUGUAAAAGAACUUAAGAUGAGCUAGCCUCACAGAUUAAACUUAUUUGAGUUGGAUGUUUGUUUGUUUUUAAACUGAUUUACAUGGAGGGCAAAAGGUGCUGGUUUUUGCUGCCAUGAGCCUCCCUGAUGUUUUGUUUGUUUGUUUGUUUUUGAAGAAGAAAAGGCACUAUGUGUGAUUUAUGAAAUCCUUUUUCAAUACGCAUGGAACAAGAGCUGCAAUUGUUGACACUGAGGUCAUGUCUUAUGUAGUCUUUGUUGGAUUUUGGGUUAUCAACAAAUAUCAGCUAUUUGCUGAUCUUAAUGCUAUCAGCAUUUGUAAUAGCCAGUAAAUGAGAAUUAAAGAUGAGACAGAGGAAGCAGCCUUUAUAUUUUGAGUGUCGAGAAGAGUGUAAGCGAGUAAAUAAAUAACUACACAUCAACGUUAAAUGUUGAAAGAAAAUAAAAUAUUGGCACAUUUAUUGGAUAUUAGAUUUUUAUAUCAACUAUCAGCAUUUGUAUUGUUCUUUAAAAAAAACUGACACCAGUUGGCCUCUAAUUUUGGGGUAGAUGCUACCAAAGCUGCUGUCUGGCUUGUUUGUUUAGUUUCUGCUACUUCAUGUUAGCUUUAACUUAAAGUUUUUGUGUUAAGUAGAAAAUGUUGCAGUUUUAAACCAACAAACAUGCAAAGGGUGGAAUGUUGGAGCUAGUACUUAUUCAAUAAGGGAUUUUAAAGAAUGAUAUGUGUGUAUAUACAUGUAUGAAUAUAUACACACACCAUUUAUUUACUUGUUUAUGCUCUCUUCGGAUCAACUGGUGUUUGUGGUGUUCCAAACAUGGAAGGUGCAGGGUGCCCUCUGCAAAAUCAGCACUCAAUAUAGUUGAAGGGUGUUUCCCCGUCUUUUAAAAUUUUAAAGUUUUCAUUCAUUUAUAGAUAAGCAAAUACCUAAUAUUUUAAUAUUAUUAAAAGCCCAUAAUAUACUGUAUAUUGACCUGACAUUGAAAUAACGUUGACCUCUUCUCAGGUUACUGAUGAUCCUGUCAUUUGAUUGUUUGUACUGUCACAUUUGGAUACAUCAUGGCUUUUAAAAUAAAUGUAUUUGUGUAUGAUUGACACUGCGA
This is a messenger RNA of Haplochromis burtoni (Burton's mouthbrooder), 2006 nucleotides long. RefSeq names its product transmembrane reductase CYB561D2 (gene cyb561d2). The transcript has 3 exons. Bases 228 to 902 code for a protein of 224 amino acids. Gene Ontology annotation, cellular component: endoplasmic reticulum. Gene Ontology annotation, molecular function: transmembrane monodehydroascorbate reductase activity. Lineage: Eukaryota; Metazoa; Chordata; Actinopteri; Cichliformes; Cichlidae. The record is from RefSeq and is a predicted model, not a curated record.